CGGCUGUGCCCGCCUCUCGCGGUGCUGGGAGAUGGCGGAGUUGGACAUUGGGCGGCACUGCCAGGUGGAACAGUGUCGGCAGCGAGAUUUUCUUCCAUUUGUAUGUGAUGGUUGUUCAGGAAUAUUUUGCCUUGAACACAGGAGCAGGGAGUCACAUAGCUGUCCUGAGGUAUGUACUAUACAAUGCAUUGGAUCUGCAGGUGCAGAACUGCAGAUACGGAGAGCUGACUGUAAAGUUAUACUUGGAUUUUUGACUGCGUGGAGGGUUACUGUAAUUGAGAGACUGAAGUCAGAUACACAUACAUCUUACCCAUGCUCAUUCAAGGACUGUGCUGAAAGAGAGCUUGUGCCAGUUAUGUGUCCUUAUUGUGAGAAGAAUUUUUGCCUGAGACAUCGUCAUCAGUCAGAUCAUGAAUGUGAAGAACUGGAAAUCCCUAAGUCUCGUAUGGCUGCCACUCAGAAACUUGUUAAAGACAUUAUUGAUUCCAAGAGAGGAGAGACAGCAAGUAAACGACGGAAAGGUGCAAAAAAUAGUGAAACAGCUGCAAAGGUAGCAUUGAUGAAAUUAAAGAUGCAUGCUAAUGGAGAUAAAUCAUUGCCACAGACGGAAAGAAUUUACUUUCAGGUUUUCUUACCUAAGGGGAGCAAAGAGAAGAGUAAGCCAAUGUUCUUUCGCCAGCAGUGGAGCAUUGGAAGGGUCAUAGACUUUGCAGCUUCUUUAGCCAGUCUUAAAAAUGACAAUAACAAAUUAACAUCUAAGAAAUUGAGAUUAUGUCACAGUACCUCAGGAGAAGCCUUACCUUUGGAUCAUAUUUUGGAAACCUGGAUUGCUAAGGAGGAUUGUCCUUUAUACAAUGGUGGAAGUAUUAUCUUGGAAUAUCUGAAUGAUGAAGAACAGUUUUUAACCAAUGUUGAUUCUUACUUGGAAUAGUCAUUCAGGGAGUCAAGCUAGAAAUCAUGAGGAAAAUUCAUUGUUAAUCAAAUUCUUCUACUACAAAUACUAUGUAUUUUUUAUUUUUAAAACUUGCUUUUUAUUUCAUAUUAUGUCAUAAUUUACAUUAUCAGUCUUCUAUUAAAUUGGAUUUGAAUUUUUGUGUUUUCAGGUUUAACUAUGAACUGACAUUUAGCAAAUUCUCUUAUCUAAUUAACUUUUAUUAGGUUAUGCUAUAAUAACAACAACAAAGAUAUAUUUCUCAUUUGGUUAAUGUCGGCUUUGAUUGGCUGUGACUCUGCUCCAUGUUGUCUUUACUCCACAAUCUAAUAUGAAGGAAUGACCCCUUUUGGGGACAUUGCCAUUCUUAUGGCAGAAGAAAGAGAUGGCUCUUAGAAGAUAACAUGUAUCACUUUUGCUUUACGCAAGACACAUGACCAAGCCUACCAUCAUGGAGCCUUAGUAUCCACCUACAUCAUGAUGUAUAAAUUGAUGUGUAUACAUGAAUCAUAGAAACUUAGAGGUCAUCUCACUCACUCUUCAAAGUUUGUGGAUGAGGAGUCUCAGACCUAGGAAGGGAAAAUUAUUUUCUUGUUGUCACCUAAGUGCUUUGGGGCAUAUCUCUGAUUUAAAAACUCCCUCCAGUAGGAUUCACCAUUUUAUCUGUAUCAUAUAGUACAGAUAAGAAGAAAGAUGGGAUAGCUAAACUACAUUACAAGUCCUUUAUAUAUAUACCAAAGCAAAACACAUGCCAAAAGUAACUACAUUUUACCAACACAUUAAAAUUAAUGCUCCUGACUGAUGUAUUCUAUCUAUACUCAGCAAAGUACUACUAUAUAGAAGAAAUAGAAGUUAUUUCUGUUUGUUAUUUGUCCCUUUCCUACUUUGCGAUAGACAGGGAUAGUGGCUUUAGGUUUAAUUAAAGGAAUAAACUCACAGUGUUUAUUUCAUCUCUAAUUCUUUCUUCAUAUUAUUUUCAUGCAGUGAAUGGAGAUAACUUCUGACUUCUAUCAGCUGCUUAUACAUUCAUUUAUUAACCUAGUUAUUCAAGUACCUACUAAAUGUAAGGAUUUGAUUCUAACUGCCGUGGUGGAUGCAAUGAAGAGAUGUAUACGUACUUAAAACUAUAAUACAAAGCAGCGUGGCAAGUGCCAAAGAAUAUAUAGUAAGUAUAGCUAUGUUCUAAUAGCUCUUUUAUCAGAAACCAUAAGACCAGAAGUAGAAAUAAUAUUUAAAUAUAUUCCCAGAUACCAGACAGUUUUAAUACAAAUACCUUAGCAUCUGCAUAAUUACUUGCACAGGGUAGAUGACCAACACAUGUCCCAUGAAUUGAACUGAAGCUAAAUAUACCGGAAAAAAUACCAAUGCGGGUUGAAAAGAAGGGAAGUAAGGCGAGCAGAGAUUGAGCUACACUUGAGACUAAAGAAGAGGUCCUGUCAAUGAUUAGAAAAGAGACAAAGCAGCAUGGAGGGAAGGACUUAUGUCAUCUGGUCCCAGAUAGUGGAGCAAACUAGUCUGUAAGAGACACAGGUGCCAGCAUUCUUGGAGGCUCUAUGGACGGGAGAUCCGGCCUGAGAAGUCUCCUAAAGAGAACAAGAUUGUGGGCACGAGAGGAAGUCCCCCCAGUGUCUCGUUUCCAAAUUAACUCUGAAAUCAGACAUCUUUCUCAGGCUUUCUUUUAGGGCUUUCAGUUGAGUCCGCUUAAUAUAAUUCUAGGGUUGGCUGUCCCCACCCCUCCUUAGACUCUUUCUACCUGCUCACAGGCGACUAGAAUUACAAGCAGAAAACCCACAAGUAGAAAAAUGUUUUAAAUUCAGAUAAAUAUCUAACUACAGUAUGAUACAAAUGAGCUUAAGCUUCAUAUAAUCAGCCAGUAAAUACACAUGAAUAAUAAAUUACUAGAUUUUUCCCAGAUUUGUCAGAUUUUAUUCCAGGCAGUUUUCAGAUAAGAAGUCUUGGAGAACCUGAAGAAGGGUAAAGGCUACAGAUGGAAGGAUCUGAGGAAAGUAAAAUUUACAUUCCUCACCUCUUUGACCUGGGUGACAAAAAUUGUGAAUUAAGAUAUUUGGUCACAUAACUGUAAAGAUAGCUUUGGUUUCAUAAAGUUCUUGUCUUAUGUUUGUUUUUUGUCUUUUUAAACCAGGGAAGUUCUCUGGGAACUUAACUGAAAUAUCACAGAAGCGUUAGUUCCAGUCCCUAUUUUCAACAUUGGUAUAGUGUAUUUUGUUUUUCUCAGUGUGGUACAUGGAAAUAAAAUUGAUGGACUAUAAAGUCUAUUGUAUUUGAAAGAUUAACCUACAUAAGUCAAAAUUUCAAAAACUUGUAAAAAUAUCCAAUAAAAAUUGCUUUGACAAUUUUUGAGGAGCAAACAUCUUAUGAUCUAAAAUACUUAAUGUGUAACUGCCAUUGUUGCAUCUGACACAGAUUGUGUCAUGAUUACAGGAAGGAUCUGCUGAAAUGAUUAUAUUAUCAGAGACUACUAGAUCUGUAGGCUCAGUAGUAGAUAACUGUAGUGGGGUUUUUUUGUUGUUGUUGUUUUUUUUUUUUUUUUUCUUUUUCUGCUUAGCAUCAGAAGCCCCUCCUCUUGUUUGGGAAACAGAAAGCAUUUGUGAAUCUGUGGGUUGAAGUUCAAAAAGCCUGACUCUUUUCCUUAUUCCUUCCUUAUUCCAAGACAGGCAUAUGACCUAAGUUGGGUCAAUUGAAUAUCCUUGCCAUAGCUGUGAGUAAGGAGUCGUGUUACUAGGAAGGAAUAAAAGAUUCGAAUUAGUCAGUGGGCUUCGAUUGCCCCAUUGUGUCAGGGUCCAAGUGUCCAGCAGCAGUGGUCCCUUAACCAGGCUGUACCUUUGGCUGUGGAUCUGGCUAUGUGCUCUCCCUAGGUUGCCAAGCUAUCUGGUAACCAUCCAGGAAUUUUUUUUUCUACCUAAGGACACCACAAACCGUUUCAGUUUUUGCCUAACUGAUACCAUCACUGUUUAGAGUCAUGGGAAAACCCUAACUAGCCUAAGGAUGCUGCAAGGCCAAUGUAUGGGCUCUGCAGUUUCCUAAGUAAUGAU
This is a messenger RNA of Lagenorhynchus albirostris (white-beaked dolphin), 3984 nucleotides long. It is a transcript of the gene ZFAND1, whose product is annotated as zinc finger AN1-type containing 1. Lineage: Eukaryota; Metazoa; Chordata; Mammalia; Artiodactyla; Delphinidae. Gene Ontology annotation, molecular function: zinc ion binding. The transcript is spliced from 9 exons. Gene Ontology annotation, cellular component: cytoplasmic stress granule; cytoplasm. The coding region runs from base 32 to 931 and encodes 299 amino acids. Gene Ontology annotation, biological process: cytoplasmic stress granule disassembly. The record is from RefSeq and is a predicted model, not a curated record.